This is a messenger RNA of Trypanosoma theileri, 966 nucleotides long. RefSeq lists its product as uncharacterized. The record is from RefSeq and is a predicted model, not a curated record. Lineage: Eukaryota; Euglenozoa; Kinetoplastea; Trypanosomatida; Trypanosomatidae. The transcript has a single exon. The coding region runs from base 1 to 966 and encodes 321 amino acids.
AUGAUGGGAAUGCGCUACACCAUUUUUGUUUUGGUAUUAGCACUCUGCUUUGCCUGCAGUAUUGUGUGUGCUGAGAGUUCUGGGAUUGGUGAAGGUCCUCCAAAGGAUAAAGCUGAGGAGGAAACUCCUGGUCCUGGUGGUCCUUGCACCCAAGGUGACUCAUCUUGUCGUCGUCCUUCUCCUCCUAAAGCUGCUCCUCCUCCACCUCCUGCUCCUCUUUCUCCUGAUCCAUCACCCGGUCUUUCUCCUGUUCAUCCUUCUACCCCAGUCGAACCAGGACUUGCUGAAGAUAGAGUUUCUACUGAAUCUAGUUCUCUUGCUCUAGGCAAUCCUGGUCAGGCGGCAGGGACGUUAAGAGAGCGGGAAGCAGAAAAUGGAUUGCAUGACGGUCAAGAUGAAAAACGAGUUGUCGGCCAUACGAAAGAAGGUCUCGUCGCAACAGAGCAGAAAGAUAAUUCACAAGAAGAGAGUGAGGAACAAAAUAAAGAAUUGAAGGAUGCUCACAAACAGGAACAGGGUCCUUCCAUUGGCGAUAGACCAAGUGUUGAGGAACCUGUUUCCCAAACUGAUGCAAGGGGUACUACACAAUCAACAGGGACAUCAACUGAUGGUUCGCAUUCAGAAGAACCUCCUGCUCCCCCAGAGCAAAAGAAUACAGGUGAAGCUUCUUCUGGCAGUUCAUCUGCGGAGAAUGCUGUGAGUUCAGAUGCUGCAACGGAUGUAAGUAACGUUGCCACUUCAUCUGAAGAGAGUGAAUCAACAAGGAACCAAAAUGAAGAAGGCGCGAGAGGUGCAGAGUCAACCACCACCACCACCACCACAACAACAACAACAACAACACUUCCUCCUGAACCUGCAAACAACAAGAAGGGUGAUGCAGACAGCAGCAGCAGUAUCAGCAGUUCUGUGUGGGUGCGUGUGCCACUACUGAUUGUGGUUACACUGGCCUGUAUUCUUGUGUGCUGA